This is a messenger RNA of Schizosaccharomyces cryophilus OY26, 2459 nucleotides long. RefSeq names its product WD repeat protein Lub1. Bases 49 to 2214 code for a protein of 721 amino acids. The transcript is spliced from 3 exons. Gene Ontology annotation, biological process: ubiquitin recycling; proteasome-mediated ubiquitin-dependent protein catabolic process. Gene Ontology annotation, molecular function: ubiquitin binding. Gene Ontology annotation, cellular component: nucleus; cytoplasm. The record is from RefSeq and is a predicted model, not a curated record. NCBI's taxonomy places the organism in Eukaryota, Fungi, Ascomycota, Schizosaccharomycetes, Schizosaccharomycetales, Schizosaccharomycetaceae.
AAUAAACCUGGAUUUAACUGCUUUUAAGCCAGUUUAGAAGAUAUAAAAAUGACCUCCUACGUCCUUUCGAAAGAACUAGUAGGACACGAACAAGACGUUCGAGCGGUUUGUUCUAUUUCAGAUGAAUUGAUAGGCUCUGCUUCAAGAGAUGGGAAGUACGGUCUUUGGAAAAAGAUUGGUAAUGAUUGGACUCCUCAAUUCUAUGAAUUUCACGAAGGAUUUGUGAAUUCCGUAUGCUAUGUUCCUCCAAGCGAUCCUACUACGAAAGGGUUUCUCUUUUCUGGAGGACAAGAUUGUUCAGGUAUCCUGCAAGAAGUAGAUAGCGAAUCUCCUGCUUACUAUUUAUUCGGACAUGAAUCCAAUAUUUGCUCCGUUCACGCACUUAACAGUGCUACCAUCAUCACUGGAAGUUGGGACUCAACUGCUCGUGUGUGGUCAUAUGGGCAAUGCAGACUUGUUUUACGCGGACAUGAAUCUUCGGUCUGGGCUGUCUUAGCUUUAGGGGAGGAUUCUUUUGUCACUGGUUCUGCUGACAAGACGAUCAAGAUUUGGAAGGGGGAUAAAUUGGUAAAAUCGUUUGAAGCGCAUGUGGAUUGCGUAAGAUCUCUUUGCAAAAUUCCCCAAGGCUUUGCUUCUUGCUCAAAUGAUGGAACCGUUAAGUUGUGGUCCUUAGAUGGACACCUUUUGCAAGAAUUACAUGGACAUACCUCAUUUGUUUAUUCGCUUACGUAUGUUCCUACGUUGAAUCUUUUGGCAUCCUGUGGUGAAGACAAGUCUGUACGCAUUUGGAAGGAAUCUGAUUGCAUUCAACGUAUCGCCUUACCAACUACUAGUAUAUGGUCUGUUUGUGCUCUUCCAGAUGGGGAUAUUGCUUGUGGGUCGAGCGACGGCUAUGUCCGUGUCUUCACCAUGGAGAAAAUUCGAAUGGCAUCUGAAGAAGAAUUGAAGAAUUUCGAAAGACGAGUGAGUGAAUACGCAAUUGCUGCUCAAGAAGUAGGUGAUGUGAAAAAGGGUUCUUUGCCAGGCCCUGAAAUUCUGACAACCCCUGGAAAAAAUGAAGGAGACGUGGUAAUGGUCAGAGUAAAUAAUGAUGUCGAGGCUUAUCAAUGGUCUCAAGUGGAGAAAGACUGGAAAAAGGUUGGUCAAGUAGUUGACGCCGUAGGAAGCAACCGGAAACAACUUUAUAAAGGCCAAGAAUAUGAUUAUGUCUUCGAUGUAGACGUAGCCGAAGGUCAGGCUCCUUUAAAAUUACCUUAUAAUGUGACUGAGAAUCCUUUUCAAGCUGCUAUUCGGUUUUUGGAAACGAACCAAUUACCCAUGUCGUAUACGGAUGAAGUGGUCCAAUUCAUUCAGAAAAAUAUCCAAGGACAUACGUUUGAUACGUCGUCAACGCCUCAAGCUUCAAAUCCAUCAACUAGCAAAGAAGUUACUAUUUUCCCUGUAACUUACCUUUUAUUUACCACCGCAAACAUCCCCGCUAUGUGUCAAAGAUUACUUAGUCUAAACACUACACAUGCUAAUGCUCUUCCCCAAGAAGACUUGGAAAAAUUACAACGUAUACUUUCAACGAAUCCUAUAACUGAUACUGAUCGUCAAGUUGCCAUUGAGAUUUGUCUCAAUGUGUUGGACCGUUUUAGUUUUUCUGAACGAUUUCCGGCUUUAGAUGCUUUACGAUUAUUGGCAAUCCAGUGUCCUAAGCACCUUUGUGCAGUUCUCUUGGAAGUGUUUGCACAACUUGCUCAAUCAAUUACAGUCACUGGAAAGUUCGAGUCGAUUAACAGUAUGUUGACGCUUCGAGGCCUAGCCAAUCUUGCGCCAAAUCUUUCAUCUGAAGAAGACAUUGUAAAGAUAGCUGAUUGUUUAUUCAAGGCUACUCCGCAAGCGGAAUAUCCAAAAGAUUACAAAGUUGCUUUUGCGACUCUCGCUAUGAAUCUUUCUAUCUUGCAUAUUAAGAAAAACUCCGAGGAAGCAGCUAUUGAACUUUUACCACUCUUGACAAACUUCUUAGCUACAGACUCUUCUGAGAGUGAAUCUUGCUAUCGUGCCCUCAUGGCAUUGGGUAGUCUGUGCACGCUUCCUAACGCUGCAGUAGCAGCAGCUCAAGUUUAUGAUGCCCGCAAGGUAGUAGACAAUGUUUCAAAGGCAUUUGCUAAAGAGUCUCGUUUUCUAGAAGCAAAAGACCAAUUCUUUGCUCUCUUGGAUAAGACGACUUAAAAGUGAUGCUUUUCAUCUAUACUACUAAUGAUAUUUAUGAAAACUGUAAACCUAGUUCCGUAGUUGCUCUCGUGCUCAAUAGAUCCUUCUUGACAAAGUCUACCAAUUUGCUUCGCUAUCUAUAUUUGCGAAUCGCAGUUGCAGUGUACGUUUACAGACGACUGAUUAUUUGCAUUUGGUUCUUUUUACAUUUCGCACUUUAGCUCUAAACUAUUCAAAUAAUUUACUACGUUUUGAAAUUUUCU